AUGAUCUCAGCGCAGACGAAGGAUCGCGCGCAGGAGCUCAUGACUAGUUUGACAUCGGACGUGAGUUUCCUCAGUACGAUGCAAGAGACGACUUCAACUUUACCGACGGCAAGUUUCCUGGAGAACGACACGAGAUGCGGAGAGCAGAUUUUCAGUUACGGACACGUUGAGAAAGUGCUCAUCGGAGGGGCUCUUACUUUGCUUACUUUUCUAACCAUUUGCGGAAAUUUGCUGGUGGUCAUAUCGGUGUGUUUUGUCAAGAAACUGAAGCAACCUUCCAAUUAUUUGAUCGUUUCUCUGGCCGUUGCGGACCUUUCGGUGGCGGUGGUCGUGAUGCCGCUUGUCAGCAUCACUGACCUCAUAGGUGGACAGUGGAUCUUUGGGAGGCUUUUUUGCAACGUUUUUAUCGCCAUGGACGUGAUGUGUUGCACAGCUUCGAUAAUGACACUUUGUGUAAUAAGUAUAGAUAGGUACCUGGGCAUCACUAAGCCACUGACGUAUCCUGUGAGACAGAGCGGAAAGUGCAUGGCCAAAAUAGUGCUGUCUGUAUGGCUUGUCUCCGCUUCCAUCACCCUACCCCCACUAUUCGGAUGGGCUCAGAAUGUCAAUGAUGAUAAGGUGUGUUUGAUCAGCCAGGACCUGGGUUACACAAUAUACUCCACAGCCGUGGCCUUCUACAUCCCCAUGUCCGUCAUGCUCAUUAUGUACUACCGGAUAUACAGCGUGGCAAAGGUGAGUGCUGCCAAGCACACUUUCGCCAGCUUUCCUAAAAAUGACGACAAGGACAGCGUCAACUGCGUGACGGCGGCCCUGAAGCUGCAGAGGGAAGUGGAGGAAUGCGUGAGCUUUUCUCGCCUUCUGAAAAACGAUCGUAAAAACAUCUCAAUUUUCAAAAGGGAGCAGAAGGCAGCGGCCACUCUUGGGAUCGUCGUGGGGGCUUUUGCCGUGUGCUGGCUGCCCUUCUUUUUACUCUCCACCGCACGCCCGUUCAUCUGCGGGGUGCAGUGCAGCUGCGUACCUUUGUGGGUGGAGAGGACGCUGUUGUGGUUGGGCUACGCCAACUCUCUUAUCAACCCCUUCAUCUAUGCAUUUUUCAACAGAGACCUCAGGACGACCUACCACAACCUUAUUCGCUGCCGUUAUCGAAACAUCAACCGGAAGCUCUCUGCGGCCAGCAUGCACGAGGCUUUGAAACUGGCAGAGAGACCUGACCUGGUGAUGUAGGCUGAUCUCUUCGUGUUUCUCCAGGGACAAGGAGAAAUGGGACUGAUAUAAUUACAUUUAGCCUGAGAGACUGUUUUCGCUGAGACAUUUUUGAUGAAUUCUUUAUGGCACUCACAGAGGUGCUUUCCAGUCACUUCAAUUAAGCAAAAUUUCAAGGGUUGUAAAGCUUCACAGAAUGUUUUCUAAACGCUUUAUAAAUUAGAUCUUAUUGCUGUACAGUGCUCUUUAUGAAAGAGAGAAAAGGAAUUACAGUAAAUGAGAGCUAAAUGUUCAAGUAUUUGUAUUUCUUCUAGUGUAUAUUUUGUUGGGAAUUUAUGUGAUGUUUAUAUAAUAUAUGUAACAUGUCCCUUGUUUUGGGAAUAACCCAUGGCAGUAUUCAAUGUCAUAACUAACUUAUAAGGACAGAGAACCAACAAUUAGAGAUGACUUUCUUUCUUCUGCAGAACACAGAAGAAGAUAUUUUGAAGAAUUUUGGUAACCGAUUAACUCUACC
Molecule: messenger RNA, 1717 nt
Organism: Triplophysa rosa
Lineage: Eukaryota; Metazoa; Chordata; Actinopteri; Cypriniformes; Nemacheilidae
Product: 5-hydroxytryptamine receptor 7-like
Biological process (GO): chemical synaptic transmission; G protein-coupled receptor signaling pathway, coupled to cyclic nucleotide second messenger
Cellular component (GO): dendrite; plasma membrane
Molecular function (GO): neurotransmitter receptor activity; G protein-coupled serotonin receptor activity
Source: RefSeq, a predicted model, not a curated record